AUAAUAGAGCUCUUGAGGAAUUGGCACAGUGAAAGAAUCGGUUAGAAUUUGUGAUUGAAAACCAAUUUGUAGAAUGAAGCAGGAAAGGAACUGGGUAGUUUUUGCGGUUGAAAAACCCAUUGCUCUUCUAAAAUUCUGCCAUGAAUGAAAAAGAUAAUAUAAUACUGUCAACUGUGUUACUCGGAAUGGAGAUAGAGGCUUUAUGGGAAGAAGUGAGAGAGCUAAGCCUUGGGCAGUUGGGAAGAGUAGAGCGGCUAGACACGCCACCAACUCCACUACAAUUCUUGAGAGACUUUGUCUCCCAAAACAAGCCCUGCAUCAUCUCUAAUGCUACUCUCCAUUGGCCAGCUCUCUCUAACUGGACCAGUGAUUCCUAUCUCAAUCAGGCCCUUUCUGCCUCCUCUGCUUAUUCCCAAAUGGUCUCUGUACACCUUACCCCUAAUGGCCAAGCCGACGCCCUUGUUCCUCUCAAUGAAAUUAGUACAAAGAAUGAUGCAUCGUCUUCACCAUCCAAUUCCUUCUGUUUUGCCUCUGCUCACGUGCAGCAUAUGCCCUUCCCUGAAGCUCUUAAACUCAUCAGCUCUUCUAAUAACAUCAGCGAGAACAUACAGCCCAAAGUCAUAGCUUACGCACAACAACAAAAUGAUUGUCUUCGGUCUGAGUACUCUGUGCUGUCUCCUGACUGCGAUCCUCACAUCCCUUGGGCCUCUGAAGCCCUUGGAUGUCUCCCUGAAGCUGUCAACCUUUGGAUUGGUAACCAUCUUUCAGAGACCUCUUUUCACAAGGACCACUACGAGAAUCUCUAUGCUGUUGUCACUGGCUGCAAGCAUUUCCUCCUCCUUCCUCCUACAGAUGUUCAUCGUAUGUACAUCUGUGACUAUCCUGCUGCCCAAUAUUCCUAUUCUCAGGAGACUGGAGAUUUUACUCUUGAAUUGGAUAAGCCACUCAGAUAUGUUCCCUGGUGUAGUGUGAAUCCUUUCCCUUCUGUGGAGACCAAAGAGGAGGAAAUGGCUAAAUUUCCUUUAUAUUUCCAGGGUCCAAAGCCAUUCGAGUGUACUGUUAAUCCUGGAGAGAUUCUUUACUUGCCAAGCAUGUGGUUCCAUCAUGUUAGACAAAGCCCGGAUGAUAGCGGACGAGCUAUUGCAGUAAAUUAUUGGUAUGAUAUGCAGUUCGAUAUCAAGUAUGCUUACUUCAACUUCUUGCAGUCAAUCCAUCAUCCAGCAAUUAAAAAUGCAAAACUGCCCAAGAUUGAAUGCAAGGAAUCAGAAUCUGAUGCUGAAAAUAGUGAGGGAUGAAAUGGGUUCUGAUUUUUCUUAGCAAAUUUUGCAUCCGCCAGCACUCUAUACUGAAAUGAAAUUGAGGUAUAGGACAAUUUUGCUGUGACCACUGAUAUAUAACUCUUUUUUUGGGACAACUAUAUUUGUUUAUUUGGAAGUUUAAAAUCGUUCAGUUGAGACAUUUUAGAAGCUUCAAUUUUUUGUUGGUGAAAAUUUAUUUGGGAGGUACUCAAGGAAGCGUAUGUUGAAUGUCGCAAGACGUGUCAAGUUUUAUUGCCAAUUCAU
Messenger RNA from Morus notabilis, 1562 nucleotides. Its product is annotated as jmjC domain-containing protein 7. The record is from RefSeq and is a predicted model, not a curated record. NCBI's taxonomy places the organism in Eukaryota, Viridiplantae, Streptophyta, Magnoliopsida, Rosales, Moraceae. The transcript has 4 exons. Gene Ontology annotation, molecular function: 2-oxoglutarate-dependent dioxygenase activity. The coding region runs from base 141 to 1295 and encodes 384 amino acids.